AUGCCCUCCUCCCAUUCCCCAUCUCCAUCCGCCAGCCAUGUGUCGCCGCAGCAGCCCACGGCCGACUCCAGCAACCCGCCCACCUAUGCUGCCUUCUCGCCCCCGACCCUAGCCCACGGCGCAUCGCACACUCAAGUCCGGUCCGCCAUUCUCGUGCACCAGAAGUCCCCGCUGCUGGCGGCCACUCCUCCGCAGAUAACGCGCGUUCUCGCAUACUCGCAUCCCUUCCUGCUCCCGCUGAACAAGGUGGUGGGGCUGCUCACAUGGACAACCGAGGAUCCAUGGGAGAGCUUCCUUUUGCUGGCUGCCUUUUGGGCCAUAGUACUGUAUGGCGACGCCGUGACACGAUAUGCAGGACCCAUCAUCGUCGUAUUGGGCUUGAUACUGGGAAUGUAUGCGAGGAGGUACUCGCCGCUGUCAUCGACCGGGUGGACGGGCGAGAAGGGUCAGAAGGGCCACAAGCGCGCCGAAUCCGAGAGUAACAUCAAGCAUCACAAGAGCCUGGAGGAGAUUGUCGACACUCUCAAACUCUGGCAUUCACGACCGGCUCGCGUCUCGCGAGCCAUCCUCUGGCGAUCGAAGCUGGUGCGGAGAAUCUGCGUGUUCCUCACAGGCUUGAACUUUGGCGAACCGCGCCCCAAAGAUGGAGGCCCUGCACUUCCGCCUCGAAGAAAGAGCGCCCAAGAGAUUGCGGCUGCUCUCGCCGCGAAACGACGUCCGGACUCGCCCGGCGUCCGAUUUACAUUCAGCAUCUAUGAGAACCAGCGGCGCUGGUUGGGUAUCGGUUGGACGUCCUCGAUGCUCGCCUACGAGCGUGCGCCCUGGACAGACGAACAUCUGAACCCGACUCCGCCAAAGGAUGAGUUUGAGCUGCCUGAGAUUGAAGGUGGCCAUGCGAGAUGGAGAUGGGUACAGGGAAGUGAGUGGAAGGUAGAAAGUGUCGGAUCGGGCAAGGGGGAGAAGCGAUCAUCUGGUGGGGAUGGCUGGAUCUACUACGACAAUAGCUGGCGGGACGGUCGUCCAGGGCAAGACGGUUGGGGCCGUUAUACUCGUCGCCGAAAGUGGUACCGCGAUGCUGAGCUCGUCGAAGUAACCCCAUCGACGGAAGUGACUCCUAUGCCGUCUCCGAAGCUGGAACCCGGAGCGAACUCCACAGAACCCGCAGCGCCUUCACCACUUCAAGCGCAGGUGUCUUCUGACAGCGGUUCCAAAGGCGACAGCACCAACGAAUCGACAAUGGGAGGCACGACACUUCAUGCACACUCGGACACGGACGCAGCGUCGGCUCAUUCCAAACGAAGCUGGUUCAAGAAGAAGCAGAAGCGCAGAAGCCGCAGUCGCAGUCGUAGCGGGAAGGGCAGUGAUAAAGCGGUUACGAUAGCCAGCUCUACGAGCACAAACGUGAGCAGAAGAAGCGAUGAAGAUGAUGAUUUGGCCGCUUUUCAGGGCCCAGCUCGUGAAGACGAGUGGAGGCUCGGCGACGACGUGCGUAUGCAGUUGGAUAUCUGA
This is a messenger RNA of Westerdykella ornata, 1509 nucleotides long. Its product is annotated as Pex24p-domain-containing protein. The transcript has 3 exons. Gene Ontology annotation, cellular component: peroxisomal membrane. Gene Ontology annotation, biological process: peroxisome organization. NCBI's taxonomy places the organism in Eukaryota, Fungi, Ascomycota, Dothideomycetes, Pleosporales, Sporormiaceae. The record is from RefSeq and is a predicted model, not a curated record. Bases 1 to 1509 code for a protein of 502 amino acids.